Emiliania huxleyi CCMP1516 is the source of this 267-nucleotide messenger RNA. RefSeq lists its product as hypothetical. The transcript is spliced from 5 exons. The coding region runs from base 1 to 267 and encodes 88 amino acids. The record is from RefSeq and is a predicted model, not a curated record. Lineage: Eukaryota; Haptophyta; Isochrysidales; Noelaerhabdaceae.
AUGGCGGGCGCGAGAAACGAAUCUGCGAGGCGUGGCCGCUUAUGCGGCCCGAUGGGGAGGAACGGGGCGGACUUCGAGGAUCGGCUACUUACACCGCCCUUCCCUGCAGCCCCCGAGGAGCGAGGCACCCGCCGCGCGGGCCAUUGCACCGUCCCCGGGGCAAAGCUUUGCGGUGAAAAGGACGGGGAGGCGUUCGACGGGCUGCGGAAUGCGACGCAUUUGGACUGGCAAGUGACGUACACGCACCGACCUCCUCGUCGCCAGUAG